Messenger RNA from Oppiella nova, 300 nucleotides. The record is from the annotation of a GenBank genome assembly. NCBI's taxonomy places the organism in Eukaryota, Metazoa, Arthropoda, Arachnida, Sarcoptiformes, Oppiidae.
AAGUCAUAUCAGGAGGCGUUCGACAUAAGCAAAAGCAAACUACAGCCCACACACCCGAUCCGAUUGGGUCUGGCGCUCAACUUCUCUGUCUUUUACUAUGAGAUCCUUAACGCCGCCGAUCGCGCCUGUCAUUUGGCGAAGCAGGCGUUUGACGACGCGAUCGCCGAAUUGGACACUCUUAACGAAGAUUCCUAUAAAGAUAGUACGCUCAUCAUGCAGCUGCUCAGAGACAACCUCACGCUCUGGACGUCUGACACACAGGGAGACGGAGACGAACAACAAGAGGGCGGAGAUAAUUGA